AUGAACAGCUUUUUUCUUGUGGACCUGAUGGGACAGAUGGGAGUCGGGACAUUUCACAGGAGCUCGCUGCAGGCUGCGUGGCUGUGUUGUCUUUUGGCUGCCCAGGUGCACAGCUGUCCAGAUGCCUGCACAAAGUGUUCCCAAAACAACCAGUGUGAGGAGUGCAGAGCAGGAUGGAUGCUUCAUAACAACACCUGUGUAGAUGUUGAUGAGUGCGACACUGAACUGGGCGUCUGUCCUGCAAACAGCUACUGCUUCAACACAGACGGCUCCUUUCAGUGCAGAGACUGUGACUCGGCCUGUGCGGGCUGUAUGGGUAGUGGACCAGCACGCUGCAGGAAAUGUGCCUCUGGGUACACACUGACGGGGUCCAAGUGUUUGGAUAUAGAUGAAUGCAGUGACAGAGUACUCGCCUGUCAUGGUCUGGAUGAGAUUUGUACUAACACAGAGGGCUCUUUCCGCUGCGACUGCGCUGAAGGAUUCAUCCAUAAGGACGGUGUCUGUGUAAAGAAGCAGCAGCCUC
This is a messenger RNA of Plectropomus leopardus (leopard coralgrouper), 523 nucleotides long. NCBI's taxonomy places the organism in Eukaryota, Metazoa, Chordata, Actinopteri, Perciformes, Serranidae. The record is from RefSeq and is a predicted model, not a curated record.